GCUCGAGCCUGACCAGUCGUCGACGUACUCAUUGAGAGCAGCCCCGGAAAGCAUACCUACUCGGAACUUUGCUGCCAGGUAGCCUCCACCGCGGAAGCGUCCACGAGCCCACGAAACCCAUUAUCUGGAGGAUCUCGACAUGGGAGCUCUAGCCUACGUUAAACCUCCGCCGUAAUUAAUCUGCAUCCGAAAUAACUGCUAUCGAACAUGGACUACAACAGCUCUACAUCGUCUGCUCUUUGGGCGGGCCAAUCGCCGUCUCUCGACAAGUCGAGCCAAAUCCUUAUCCGCGAAUACCCUCACCGUGCGAUCGCAAUCGCCUCGGAAUCCCACGCUCUCAUCCUUCGACAUAGUCAGAGCACCAGCGAAGCCAUUGCCAAUGGCUCCCUCGCUUCCGUUACCUCCGCUCGUCCACGAUCCGGCAGUUUCGACAACAUCCCUUCCAAGUGUAUGGUGGAAUUCACACCGCGGACAGACAAGCUAUUACUCGACUACCGUCCUUUGACAUCACGGCCAAUCUAUGGAACACUGGGAAUGAUCUCGAUUGGGCCGGACGUGUUCAUCUGUGUCAUCACCCAAGCCUCAAGGGUCGCUACUCUUCGUCCAGGAGAGACAGUGGAAAAGAUAGAGAGUGUGCAGUUCUUCUGUCUGAACUCAGCAGCUUACGAUGAUGUUUUCAUGCUUGAUGUUCACGACGAAAUGGAGGCUGCGUCAGUAUACGGCCCAUCACUGGGCCGGAGGGACCCAAUGGAGCAUCCAUGUGUCGAGUUGCAGAAGCUUCUCAGUAACGGGACAUUCUACUACAGUACAGACUUCGACAUUACCAACCGCAUGCAGGACAGACCAGCUGAUGCCGUAACGUUCGAUAUCGACAAUUUCGACGAGUCGUUUCUCUGGAACUCAUACAUAAUCCGCCCGCUUGUGGAAUUCCGCUCCAAGCUGCAGGAACAGGAACGAGAUGCGUUGGAUGCCUCGCGGAUCCUAACCUCCGCGAUUCGAGGCUUUUGUAGGACAUGGGCCAUCCCUCAGACCUCGGCCCCUUUGAGGGCUGCCAAGACAGGCCUCCCUUCAUACUUGACCAUCAUCUCGCGUCUGUCCUGUAGAAGGGCAGGCACCAGAUUCAAUUCACGGGGCAUUGAUGACGAUGGAAAUGUUGCGAAUUUUGUGGAAACUGAGACGACGUACUGGAGCCCUUCAGGCGUUGUGUUCUCAUAUGCUCAAGUACGCGGCUCGGUUCCUGUCUUUUGGGAACAGCAAGCCGGGCUGCUGCCAAACCAGCAGAAGAUUACCAUCACACGAUCACCGGACGGAACGCAGCCGGCAUUCAACAAACACUUUUCUGAUCUGGAGCAGGCAUAUGGUGCUGUCCAUGUAAUAAACCUACUCAGCGUGUCGAAGCCAGGAGAGUACGAGCUGACGUCGCUGUACCGUACCGGUAUUCGGAACUGCCCCCUUAGCCGGCCAGAGGAGGGACAAUCACGCGAUCAUGCUCUCCUUAGAGCUACCGAGUACGACUUCCAUGCUGAGACGAAGGGACCCCAAGGUUAUGAAGCAGCAAAUGAGAUCAGGCGUUACCUGGAGGGCUCUGCCGACGGCUUCGCAUAUUACCUGGCCCACGAAGCGGAUGACGACGAAGAGAGGGCGGGCCCUGAUGAACGUACAACUUCGCCUAGCCAACGCCGCUAUGUGGUCGUGCUACAACAAGAGGGUGUUUUCAGAACAAACUGUCUGGAUUGUCUCGACAGAACGAACCUCAUUCAGACGAUAGUAUCACAAAUGGCGGUAGAGACUUUCUUGGGCCAUCAAGGCGAGGGUGCUGCGUCAGACUUUUGGUCACGACAUGCCAAUCUUUGGGCUGAUAACGGCGAUGCUCUGUCCCGUAUAUAUGCCGGCACCGGUGCUUUGAAGAGUUCCUUCACUCGGUCAGGCAAAAUGUCUCUCGCCGGAGCUAUCGCCGACGUCCGCAAGUCGGCUACCCGACUAUAUGUGAAUAACUUCACGGACAAACAGCGGCAGAUGACCAUUGAUACCCUUCUUGGCAGGAUGAUUGGUCAGGGGCCAGUUCAUCUAUACGACCCGAUCAGCGAUUACGUGUCUAUGGAACUACAACGGCGAAGCAACGAGUUCUCUACAAACGAAAAGAUUCGGAUUUUAAUCGGAACUUUCAACCUGAACGGCAAGACCGACGGUAUCGACGAAGACUUGUCGUCUUGGCUUUGUCCCUCCGAACUAGGCGAAGCUCAACCCGAAAUAGUUGCGGUCGGCUUCCAAGAAAUCGUCGAACUUAACCCACAGCAGAUUAUGAACAGUGAUCCAACCAGAAAGCAAUUGUGGGAACGUGCGAUAAAGGCUACUCUGGAUCGACACUACAACAGGCCUGAUGAUGAGAAAUACGUGUUGUUGAGAAGUGGCCAGCUCGUGGGUGCCGCAUUGUGCAUCUUCGUUAAGGCCUCUGCUCUCCAUAACAUAAAAAAUGUUGAAGGCAGUGUCAAAAAGACAGGGCUUUCGGGAAUGGCUGGAAAUAAAGGAGCUGUUGCGAUCAGGCUCGAUUACGCAAACACGCCUAUAUGCUUCGUGACAGCGCAUCUUGCUGCCGGUUUUACCAACUACGAGGAGCGCAAUAGAGAUUAUGCCACGAUUAAUCACGGUCUCCGAUUCCAAAGAAAUAGGGGGAUUGACGACCAUGAAUCUGUUAUAUGGUUUGGGGACUUCAACUACCGCAUUGGACUGAACCUCGAGACCGCCAAGGACCUGGUCAGGAAAGGAGCCCUUGAGGAACUAUAUGCGAACGACCAGUUGAACCUACAAAUGGUGGCCGGCCUUGCGUUCCAUUACUAUUCUGAGGCACGUAUCACGUUUAACCCUACGUAUAAAUAUGAUAUUGGUACCGACACCUUUGAUACAUCGGAGAAAGCACGUAUACCGGCGUGGACGGACCGCAUUCUGAGAAAAGGACACAACCUCCGCCAGUUGUGUUACAACUCGGCACCAUUGCGAUUCUCAGACCACCGGCCAGUAUAUGCCGUCUUCGAAUGCACCGUCAACAUUGUGAACGAGAGAAUUCGCAACAAGAUCAGUCGUGAGAUAUACGAACGCAGGAAAGCGGAUAUUGGCGGCGACACGGCCAACCUAGCUGGAGAUGAGUCCGACGACGAGGAUUUAAUCGGAUACGAUGCCAUCGAGCCUGGCCUUCCCCCAGCCAGCUCCGAUCGACAGAAAUGGUGGCUGGACAAUGGCAAGAUGCCUCGAUCAUCCAUCCAACCACCAAAACCCGAAAGUCCUGCCUUCCAAACCAUUCUCAAUCCCAAAAGGCCAGCUAACCCUUACAUGCCCACUGACGAACCUGACUGGGUUAACAUCCCAAGGUCUGAGUCAAGACUUUCCUCCUUCUCGAGCCUCUCGUCAUCGCCGUUUGAACAUGUCAAUCAUUCGAUGCUGCUCUCUACUUCGGCGUCAAAUUCGGCACCCAGAAGACCCCUCCCUCCUCCAUUUGAUCCGUCGAACCUUCCCGCGAAGGUUGGACGGUUGCAACUCACCGAAGAUGGGAAGAACAGCAAGUCCGAUACUCCUCCACCGCCCCCUCCUCCACGAAGGCAGACCGGUAUGGGUGCUCUAGGGUCUACAUCGGGACCUGCCAUGACCACUUCACCAGUGACUAGGAAGCUUGUGAACACGGCAGCGACAGCAGCAGCAGGGCCAACGCCAGUAACAGCCACACCGCCACUCCCGGUUCGCUCGAUGUCUGUAUCGUCUCAACACACCAUUAAGCAGAAAGCUGCGCCACCGGUAGCAAAGAAACCUGCCCACUUAGCAGCACCAUCAUCACCGGGGUCCAGCACUUCGGUACCUGCGCCUAUGGAGGACACAGUGACACCCAGUAACUGGAAGCCUCUCCAGCCAGAGCGUUCUCCGAACCCGUCUCUUUCAGGACUGCGAGGAUAUUUAGCCAAGGCCAACGGAAGCUCAUCGAGCUUCACAUCUCUCUCUUCACUCAAUGAUAGAACUGGAGAUAGCAGCGUGCCUCUACAGCCGCCUCGGCGCGUCAAUACAAGCACGGGAUUUGCGCCUCAGGCACGGUACACGCCACCUGGAGGUGUAGGUCUUGUUGGGUUGGCCGAUCUUCAGCAAAAGACACAGAUUCCAGGACGGAAGCCUGUGCCUGUAUCUGCGCUUGCGCCAGGGCCAGCGCUUAUUCAGAAGGCGACGAAGCCUGAGGCUCCGCAGCCGCCUCCGCCUAGGAGAUCACAGACUGUGAAUCUUCUCGAUGAUGAUGAUAGUAGUGGCAUGCAGAUGGGAGUAUGGCAGGCACUGAAGCCUUCAUGAAGGAAGGACUGCACGUGAACCGAGGUGGUAGGUUUUUGGUUCAGGAUGAUGUUAGGGGUUCCGGUCAGCUUUUGGCUAUAGACAAAGAUGCAUGAGGCGCGCAUACAUUAUAUACACCAAACACUUUUAAUACUGGGUUCUGUCUCUUCGAAUGAGGCGGGAAAAUUCGGACAUGAAACGAAUGCUGAAAUGGUAUCAUGACAGCCUCCUGAAUGCGCCUAGAG
Messenger RNA from Neurospora tetraspora, 4547 nucleotides. Its product is annotated as putative synaptojanin-like protein. Gene Ontology annotation, molecular function: phosphatidylinositol-3,5-bisphosphate 5-phosphatase activity; phosphatidylinositol-4,5-bisphosphate 5-phosphatase activity. Gene Ontology annotation, biological process: phosphatidylinositol dephosphorylation. The transcript has 5 exons. The record is from RefSeq and is a predicted model, not a curated record. Lineage: Eukaryota; Fungi; Ascomycota; Sordariomycetes; Sordariales; Sordariaceae. Gene Ontology annotation, cellular component: membrane; cytoplasm. Bases 208 to 4323 code for a protein of 1371 amino acids.